AUGAUCAACUCCGAUUCCCACUCUUGUUCUCCUCCCAAUUCUCCAUCAUGGUAUCCCGGGCUCAAUGUUCUCAAACGAUCCAUUGGGUGGUCCGACAAUGAUGACAUUAAUGAACAUCAAUCGGAUUUGAAGAGCAAACGAUCUCGACAUCAAAGCUCUAAUUCUUCUUCAUCGACAUCCAGCAGACUACCUUCGAGCCAAGUCAACUUAUCCAGUGUUCGCAAGGAAUUACAACAUGCCGAAGCGCAAUUGAUCCAAAGUGAGAAAAUCACAGAUCAAGCAAUUGAUCAAUACAAAUUAGCCAAAAGGGAUGAGGAAUCUAGGGAAAUGAAGAGAGAUAUGUUGAAAGAGAGAUCGAUGAGGAUAAGAUUUGAGAUUGACAAGAAACGUUCAGAAGUCACCGUGGAGGAGAUACAAGGUAGGUUGGGGGAGAGGGAGGAGAUGAUCAACGUGUUGGAUGCGAAAGUUAUUUCACUUGAAAAGGAUAUUAUCAAAUGUAAAGAAGAUAACAAGACGCUCAAGGUCGAGUAUAAGAAAAAACUCAAAAGUCGUGCUAACGCAAUGUCAGAGAAAGAUGUGAUGAUCAGUUCUGCAAACGACAAAUUCAAGGUUUUGGAGACUGAUAUUCGAAAGUUGAACGCCGAUACCGAGCAACUCAAGUCGAAGCAUCAAACCACAAUUGACAACCUCAAAUCUAUCCAUCAACAAGAGACAAACGAGGUCAACAGAGAACACUCCAAAAAGAUUUCAAGCAAAGAUAAACAAAUCAAGGAAAUCAAUGUUUCGAUCGAUGGAUACAAGAAAAUUGAGAUCGAAUUGAAGGUACAUAACGCGAAUCUCAAGAAGUUUGUGCAGGAGAUUAAUUCUCGCUCGAGCGAGCUGCGUGAGUGA
Kwoniella botswanensis is the source of this 891-nucleotide messenger RNA. RefSeq lists its product as uncharacterized. Bases 1 to 891 code for a protein of 296 amino acids. The transcript has 3 exons. The record is from RefSeq and is a predicted model, not a curated record. NCBI's taxonomy places the organism in Eukaryota, Fungi, Basidiomycota, Tremellomycetes, Tremellales, Cryptococcaceae.